Messenger RNA from Pleuronectes platessa (European plaice), 3178 nucleotides. RefSeq names its product very low density lipoprotein receptor (gene vldlr). Lineage: Eukaryota; Metazoa; Chordata; Actinopteri; Pleuronectiformes; Pleuronectidae. The transcript has 20 exons. The record is from RefSeq and is a predicted model, not a curated record. Gene Ontology annotation, molecular function: protein binding; calcium ion binding. Bases 217 to 2862 code for a protein of 881 amino acids.
UCAAAGGGAGGCGCGUGCUGCUCGGUCCGGUCCGCACGAGCGCCUCUGGACCGUGUUUGUGUUUGCGUGCGCGUGCAUAUCUAUAUAUAUGUGCGUGUCGUGUGGUUUGCGCGUGAACCGGCUGAUUGAAAGCGCGAGCAGGCCGAGCGCGAGAGGCAGGAACCGAGAGGACGCGACCCGCGAGCUCAGCUACAAGCGACCGAUCCACCGGGAGACAUGGUCCGGUCCACACCGGGAGACACGGUCCGGUCCACACCGGGAGACACGGUCCCGUCCAGCCCGGGGAUCCUCCUGCUGCUGCUCCUGUGUCUCCACAGCACCGGGGACGUGCACGGCACGAAGACGGAAUGUGAGGCCAGCCAGUUCCAGUGUGGGAACGGCCGCUGCAUCCCGUCCAUCUGGCAGUGUGACGGGGACGAGGACUGCAGCGACGGCAGCGACGAGAGCUCCUGUGUUAGGAAGACGUGUGCAGAGUUGGACUUUGUGUGUCAGAACGGACAGUGUGUCCCGAAGAGGUGGCACUGCGACGGGGAGCCGGACUGCGAGGACGGGUCGGACGAGAGUCUGGAGAUCUGCCACAUGAGGACGUGUCGCGUGAACGAGUUCAGCUGCGGAGCCGGAUCCACUCAGUGCAUCCCCAUCUUCUGGAAGUGUGACGGAGAGAAGGACUGUGACAACGGAGAGGAAGAGGUCAACUGUGGAAACAUCACCUGUGCUCCCAACGAGUUCACGUGCGCCAGCGGCCGCUGCAUCUCACGGAACUUUGUGUGUAACGGCGAGGACGACUGUGGCGACGGCUCCGACGAGCUGGAGUGCGCCCCGUCCUCCUGUGGUCCCAGUGAGUUCCAGUGUGGGAACUCCUCGUGCAUCCCGGCCAGCUGGGUGUGUGACGACGACGUGGACUGUCAGGACCAGUCGGACGAGUCCCCGUCUCGCUGUGGCCGUCACCCGACGCCUCCGGCCAAGUGUUCUUCCAGCGAGAUGCAGUGUCGCUCGGGGGAGUGCAUCCACAAGAAGUGGAGGUGUGACGGAGACCCCGACUGCAAGGACGGCAGCGACGAGGCAAACUGCCCUGUACGCACAUGUGGAUCGGACCAGUUCAAGUGUGACGAUGGAAACUGCGUCGCGGGGAGUCGACAGUGUAACGGUGUCAGGGACUGCGUCGAUGGAUCGGAUGAAACCAACUGCAAAAACAUGACUCAAUGCAACGGACCAGACAAGUUCAAGUGUCGCAGUGGGGAGUGCAUCGAGAUGAACAAGGUGUGCAACAAGGCCCGGGACUGUCCCGACUGGAGCGACGAGCCCAUCAAGGAAUGCAGUGUGAACGAGUGUCUCAUGAAUAACGGCGGCUGCUCUCACAUCUGUAAAGACAUGGUGAUCGGCUUCGAGUGCGACUGCUCACCGGGUCUUCAGCUCCUCGACCACAAGACCUGUGGAGACAUCAACGAGUGUGUGAACCCCGGCAUCUGCAGCCAGAUCUGCAUCAACCUGAAGGGGGGGUACAAGUGUGAAUGCCACAACGGCUACCAGAUGGACCCGACCACCGGGGUGUGCAAGGCCGUGGGGAAGGAGCCCUGCCUCAUCUUCACCAACCGGAGGGACAUCCGGCGUCUGGGUCUGGAGAGGAAGGAGUACACCCAGAUCGUGGAACAGCAGAGGAACACGGUGGCUCUGGACGCAGACUUCAACCAGCAGACCAUCUUCUGGGCCGACCUCGGCCACAAGGCCAUAUACAGCACCAUGCUGGACAGACGAGGGGACGUCGGCACCCACAUCAAAGUGAUCGACAACGUCCAGACCCCCGUGGGAAUCGCUGUGGACUGGAUCUAUAAGAACCUGUACUGGUCGGACCUCAGCACCAAAAGCAUCUCGGUUUCCAACUACAACGGAACCAAGCAGAAGGUUCUGUUCAGCAGAGGCCUCAAAGAACCGGCGUCCAUCGCCGUGGAUCCUCUGUCCGGGUUUCUUUACUGGUCUGACUGGGGCGAACCUGCAAAGAUUGAGAAGUCCGGUAUGAACGGAGCGGACAGACAGGUUCUGGUGGCGAAUGACAUCCAGUGGCCCAAUGGAAUCACUCUGGAUCUGAUCAAGGGCAGGUUGUACUGGGUCGACUCGAAGCUGCACAUGCUCUGCAGCGUGGACCUGAACGGAGACAACAGGAAGAAGAUCCUUCAGUCCUCCGAGUACCUGGCGCAUCCCUUCGCUCUCACAGUGUUUGAGGACCGAGUCUUCUGGACCGACGGUGAGAACGAGGCCAUCUACGGGGCCAACAAGUUCAGCGGCUCCGACGUGGUGACGCUGGCCAGCAACCUGAACGACCCCCAGGACAUCAUCGUCUACCACGAGCUCAUCCAGCUGUCGGGUACAAACUGGUGCUCAGAGAAAGGACAGAAUGGAGGCUGUAGCUUCAUGUGUCUGCCGGCUCCGCAGAUCAACAAGCACUCGCCCAAGUACACCUGUGUGUGUCCGGAGGGGCAGGAGCUGGCGUCUGACGGCCAGCGCUGCCGACCCGACCCUCCUCCUCCUCCUAAAGGUCCCUCACAGGAUGAUGGGAAAGCUCUGGUGAAGCCGCUGCCAGAAGCCCACGUGAACACGUCGAUCCAGUUGAACUCCACAGCCAGAGGUUCUGCAGCGGCCUGGGCCAUCCUGCCCGUCUUGCUGCUGGCGAUGGCGGCGGCGGGCGGAUACCUGAUGUGGAGGAACUGGCAGCUGAAGAACCAGAAGAGCAUGAACUUCGACAACCCGGUUUACCUGAAGACCACAGAAGAAGACCUGAACAUCGACAUCACCCGGCACGGCGCCAACGUGGGACACACCUACCCUGCGAUUUCCAUCGUGAGCACAGAAGACGAUUUGUCCUGAUCGUCUUGUUUUUUUGUUGUUUUUUCUUUUUGUCGUUUGUCUUUUGUGCGGCAGCCCGUAGUGUUGCAUGGCGCCUCCUUGUGGCCAUGCUGAGGGGUGUGUGUGUGUGUGUGUGUAGCAGCCGGUACGACCUCAUGACUUCUGAAGUGCGUUGAUCAUCGUCUGUGCUGAGGACGACCGGGGGAAGUGUUACUAAUGUGAAUACAACGAGGAAUCAUGACGGAUUUCACUCAGUGCUACGUUUUUUUUUGUUUAUGUUUUUGUUUGUUCGGAGCUCGGACGACUUCCUGUCUGCCCCCCCCCCCCCCCCCCCCUC